Messenger RNA from Coffea arabica (coffee), 1932 nucleotides. RefSeq names its product triacylglycerol lipase OBL1. Gene Ontology annotation, molecular function: triacylglycerol lipase activity. The record is from RefSeq and is a predicted model, not a curated record. Lineage: Eukaryota; Viridiplantae; Streptophyta; Magnoliopsida; Gentianales; Rubiaceae. Gene Ontology annotation, biological process: lipid metabolic process.
GAAGAAAAUCUUGAUGCCUUAUAUCGCUGAUCUCUCUAUAUAUAUAUACUGGUCCGCUACAUGCAUCGCUGUAUCCCUGUUCGACCAUAUUACUAGACUAGAUACUAGCUGCUAGCUGAACCUUUUAUCAAUUAAUUAAUCUCCCAGCCUUUAGAGUUAGAAUCUUCAAUGGCUUCCAAUGGGGAGGCGGCAUUUGCUACCAACUAUCUGGUGCUAGAUCCGAAGGAAGCCACAGUCUUCGAUCUCCUUCGUUUCUUGCUCUCCAGCCGUGCAGACAAUAGAAGAUUUAUUUUUUCCCCAAGAGGGACGAGAUUACCAUUCCCUAAAAGGGUGGUCAUAGUUGGCUCUGUCGUGAUGCAACUUAUCUUGUUCAUGUUAGCAGGACCGCUAGCAUUGUUUGGGUAUGCACUCGAGCAGGGGCUUAACCUGCUGCACGUGAAUGGCGGUUUUAUGGGGCUUAUCUUCAGAAUCCUUCGGGGGCGCCGACCAGUACAAGCCCCAGAUAGAGAUUCGCCCAAGUUCCUGUCGCUGAUUGGACUUUCAGACAACCGGGAAGAGCUGGAUGCUAGCAUCCCAAUUGACGAUGCGAGAUAUAAUUCGGCUCUCGCAAUAAUGGCUGCCAAAGUCGUUUACGAGAACCCCGCUCAUAUCGAAUAUGUGGUCUCGAAAAUCUGGAAGAUGGAAUUCAUGGGAUUUUACGAUUUCUGGAACGCUUUCCAAAGGAAACCGACAACACAAGCAAUGUUGUUUCGACAAAAUAAGGACUCGGACUCGGAACUGAUAUGUGUGUCCUUCAGAGGUACAGAACCCUUUGCUGCUGAAGAUUGGAUUACAGACAUGGAUCUCUCCUAUUUUGAACUCCCAAAAGUGGGGAGGGCGCAUUCUGGAUUCAUGGAAGCUCUUGGUCUACAGAGGGGCAGUGGUUGGCCCAAGGACCUACCCCAAUCUACUAGGCAAUACGCUUACUAUACCAUCCGGGAAAUUCUGAAAGAUGCUUUGAAAAACAAUCCCAAGGCUAAAUUUAUAGUGACAGGUCACAGCUUGGGUGGUGCACUAGCAAUCCUGUUUCCAUCCAUUUUGGCGUAUCACGAAGAAAAGGAUCUGUUGGACCGAUUAGACGGGGUCUACACUUUUGGUCAACCAAGAGUUGCAGAUUCCAGAUUUGGAGCAUUCGUGGAACAAAACCUGGAGGGCAGCACGCGCAAGUACUUUAGGAUCGUUUAUUGCAACGAUCUUGUGCCUAGAGUCCCUUGGGACAAUUCAUGGAGCGAUUUUCAGCACUUUGGAAAGUGUAUCUACUUCAACAGCCUUUACAGGGGCGAUAUUGUUGAUGAAGUACCAAACAAGAACUACUUUUCAAUCUUCAUGUUCAUGCCCAAAAAAAUGAUCUCUGCUUGGGAGCUGAUGAGAGGAUUUGGGAUGGGAAUGUUUAUGGGACCUGAAUACAAGGAAUUGAAGGUUAUGCGAGCGGUUCGACUGAUGGGCCUCUUCGGGUUGGCUGGCCUGCCAGCACAUGCUCCUCUAGAUUAUGUCAAUUCCACAAGGUUUGCGUCCCCGAAUUUGUACACUUCCAAGCCAUGGCUUGGCCAAUAAAAAGACCCAAGGACAAUUGGUUCUCCGUAAUCGAUUUUCAUGCAAACGACGGCCCAAUGGUUUAAAAGCAUACUUUCAAGCGGGUGAAAAAAAAAAAAGUAUGCUUGGGCCUGCAGGAUUGCUGCAUGGCUUUGUACUUUGCUUUAGUGUGUUGCAAUGCACGGCGGGCUCAAGCAUGUGCUGGCAGUUCGUUUAGUGUUUUAAGAGAACUUAGUACUGUGUUAAAAGCAUGUGCUUGUUUGGCUGCUUGUUGAAACAUUUUGUAUUUUACUGUACUUAUAUCCAUUUAGUGUUUCCACUAACAUAAUUGGAGUUCUAAUUGUGACAAUUAUUAGCGGA